AUGAACGCACUCCGAACUGCCCUCUCCCGCAGCAGACUCCCUUUGCUCAGAUCCAGCGCCGUUAUUACCGCCAAACCCAUCACCGCCGCACACCGCCGCCCCUUCGCCUCCACCACACCCGCCGCCACAGCCACAGCCGCCAUGUCCAAGCUCUCCGCCGACACCGUGCUCGAGCACGUCCGCAACCGCCGCACCUACUACGGCCUGACCAAGUCCCUCGGCGACCUGACGCCCGCCCGCGUCGAGGAGAUCGUCAAGGAGUCGCUCAAGCACGUGCCGUCCUCCUUCAACUCGCAGUCGAACCGCGUCGUCGUGCUCUUCGGCGCCCACCACGACAAGCUCUGGGACCUGACGGCCGAGACGCUGCGCGCCAUCGUCCCCGCCGAGCAGUGGCCGUCGACGGAGCAGCGCAUCGCCGGCUUCAAGGCCGGCGCCGCGUCGGUCCUCUUCUUCGAGGACGACGCCGUCGUCAGGCACAUGCAGGAGCAGUUCGCCAUCUACGCCGACCGCUUCGCGCCCUGGGCCGGCCACUCCAGCGCCAUGCUCCAGCUCGUCGUCUGGACGGCGCUCGAGGCCGAAGGGCUCGGCGCCAACCUGCAGCACUACAACCCGCUCAUCGACGACAAGGUCCGCAAGGAGUGGGAGGUGCCCGAGACCUGGCGCCUGACGGCGCAGCUCGUCGUCGGCGCGCGCAACGGCGGGCCCGGCGCCCCCGGCCAGGAGAAGACCUUCAAGCCCUUCUCCGAGACGUACAAGAGCUACGGCGCCUGA
Thyridium curvatum is the source of this 771-nucleotide messenger RNA. RefSeq lists its product as uncharacterized. Gene Ontology annotation, biological process: cellular response to oxidative stress. NCBI's taxonomy places the organism in Eukaryota, Fungi, Ascomycota, Sordariomycetes, Thyridiales, Thyridiaceae. Bases 1 to 771 code for a protein of 256 amino acids. The transcript has a single exon. The record is from RefSeq and is a predicted model, not a curated record.